Molecule: messenger RNA, 811 nt
Organism: Manihot esculenta (cassava)
Lineage: Eukaryota; Viridiplantae; Streptophyta; Magnoliopsida; Malpighiales; Euphorbiaceae
Product: PRA1 family protein A3-like
Exons: 7
Coding region: 1-537 (178 amino acids)
Cellular component (GO): membrane
Source: RefSeq, a predicted model, not a curated record
AUGGAGCAGGCGGCUGAUACCCUCAUACGCCCAAAUCUAAUUAUUUUAUUAUAUUUUUUUGGCAGCUACAGGACAAACUACUUCAUUUUGAUAGUAUUCGUUCUGGGGGUUGCAUGUCUCACAAGGCCGAUGGCUAUUCUUGCUGCUGCUUUGACAGCUUUAAGCUUUGCUUUUCUUAAUGAUAGUUUUUCAGCUACUUUCAGUGAAAAGGUGACAAGAACAGUAAGAAAGUUCUCUCCACAUUUGGCAGCAAAGAUGAGGCCUCCUCACAUGCCUGUCAUUCGUGGCCGUCCUUCAUCCAAAAAAUCAGUAUACAUCUGUGGCCAACCUCGUGGGGUGUUUGUCUUCUUAUUCUCAGCUGCCAGUUUUAUUCUGUGGUUCACUUCUGGCACUCUGCUGUUUGUUUUAUGGGCAUUUGGCAUCAGCCUCCUUGUUACAGUUCUUCAUGCAAGUGUCAGGACACCUAAUCUGAAGGCACGCCUCAACACAUUCCGGGAAGAAUUUCGUGCUGUGUGGCGCAAUUAUAGUGAGCUGUGACUGGUCAUGGAGUUGAAGUGUACCACUCCAUCCCUCAUUCGCAACUUCAAUUUCAGUUAAGUUGCAAGUAUUCUUUGUAAAUAUAAACAAAUUGUCAGCUCAUUCGAUGGAGGAUGUUAGAAAAAAGAAAAAAAAAUAUUCUGCUUGAUUUUCUUUUUUCCCUUCUGUGUUAUGAAGUGCCCAUAUAUUUUUCUUAAAUAACUAUGACCUUCUUCUGUGAUUUACCCGGAGUUCGAAAGUCAAAGAAAGAACUGUCGUUUUAUUAUCGAUUUUA